Staurois parvus is the source of this 3780-nucleotide messenger RNA. NCBI's taxonomy places the organism in Eukaryota, Metazoa, Chordata, Amphibia, Anura, Ranidae. The record is from the annotation of a GenBank genome assembly.
UCCGGAGAAUGUGUGUCAUUGGAGAGACACUGUGACCUCCAUCGUGACUGUUCAGAUGGUUCUGAUGAAGAUAACUGUGUGGAUUGUGUCCUCUCUGUGUGGACAUCCUGGAGUGAAUGCAGUCGCUCCUGUGGGUUAGGAGUCAAGUUUCGACGUCAGGAUGUGAUCAGGGAUCGACUGCCUGGGGGUCAUUGUGCCGGAGCUCAGUUUGACAGUCAGAGCUGCUUCGUACAAGCAUGUCCAGUGAAUGGUGCCUGGUCGCCUUGGGGAGAGUGGUCUGCUUGUGAUGCUCUGUGUCAAGGAGGGGUCCGUUCUAGAAACAGGAAAUGUGAAAAUCCGCCACCCAAGAACGGGGGUCUUUUGUGCCGUGGAGAAUCUGUGCAGACAGAAUCCUGUAACCUACAGCCAUGUGGGGACUCAGAAGACUGUGGCCUGGAGAUGAUCUAUGUUCAUCCUGGACAGUGUGAAUCCCAGCACAUGGAUCCAUGUCCGUUGACCUGCCGCAGCCUGAACGCUGAGACCCUGUGUGAUGGAGGCUGUAUGGAAGGAUGCCGCUGCCCUCCAGGUCUGUACCUCCAAGAUGGCGGCUGUGUGACUAUCAGCCGGUGUCGCUGUAAUGUGGAGCAUGGCGGCACCCAACUUCCUGGGGAGACGUUCAGCCCCGACAACUGCAGCGUGUGCCAAUGCCAAGACGGGAAGGUGACGUGUGACAGCUCAGCCUGUGCCGUGGACUGUGGGUGGUCAGCCUGGUCCCAGUGGACACCAUGUGACACGACAUGUGGAGCCGGCAUGCAGGAGCGAUUCAGGUCUCCAUCUAAUCCUCCCAGUGCUAACGGUGGUGCUCCCUGUGAGGGGGACACACGGGACCCCAUAGAGUGUUACACUCCAUGUGCCAAUGAGACGGACAUAUUCUGGAGUGAUUGGACCCCGUGGUCGCCAUGCUCUAGAACGUGCUUCUAUGACGUGGAAAAUAUUGGGGUGCGGAGAAGAUUCCGGCAUUGUAACACCACGCAGUCCUCCUCUGGCCCUCCGUGUGUUGGGGAGUCUGUCCAGGAGGAGCCAUGCGAUACACCGCUGUGUCCUGUUGUCGGCGGGUGGUCCUCCUGGACCUCUUGGACAGAGUGUACCGCCACCUGUGACUCUGGAAUCCAGACCCGAAACCGCUCAUGUUCUAACCCUGUGCCAUUACAUGGAGGCCACGACUGUCGGGGGCCACAGAUCCAGACCAGGGAGUGUAACACACAGCCUUGCAAAGAUCUCUGUCCACCCAAUAUGAUCUAUCAGACCGUGGAGGAGUGUCGCGGCUCCAGGGGGGUCUGUCCUCGGCUGUGCCUGGACCAGGCUGCCCAGGUAGAGUGUGCCUCCACCUGCUACGAGGGCUGCUACUGCCCUGAGGGGCUCUUUCUGCAGAACAACAGCUGUGUGUCGCAGACCGAAUGUUCCUGUUACCACCGGGGGGCGCUCUACCAACCCGGGGAGAACGUGACGCUGGACGCCUGCAACAACUGCACCUGUGUGUCCGGUGAGAUGGUCUGCAGUGCAGCUCCAUGUCCAGUGGAUUGUGGUUGGAGUGAUUGGACCUCUUGGAGCUCCUGCAGCCGAACGUGUAAUGUUGGCACCAGACGACGCUACCGAUCGGGAACCAACCCAGCCGCCGCGUUCGGAGGUCGGGAUUGUGAGGGGUCCGGUGUGGCCAUUGAGUUCUGCAGUUUACAGCCCUGUAAAGGCUCUGCUGGGGACUGGGGACCCUGGUCAGAAUGUUCUGUGGCCUGCGGCGGAGGAUACCGGAACCGCAGCCGCGUCAGCGUCAUUCUGCGCCGCAUCGAAUUCUCCACCUGUAACCUCCAUCUGUGUUCUGGAGAGGAUCCCGGGAUCUGUCUGGAUGGGAAGGUAUGGAAGGAAUGCAGUGAUGGCCCCGCCUCCUGCGCUCAUCUGGAUGAUGAUGGAGACAACAAGACGUGCCAGCCAGGCUGCUACUGCCAGAGUGGGGAGCUCCUGCUGAACAACCACUGUGUCCCCCCAUGGCAGUGUCCCUGCACUGAGAAUGGAGUCUUCUAUCAACCUGGAGAGACCGUGCUGAGGGACUGUAAUAACUGCUCCUGCCUCUCUGGACGGAUCACGGAUUGCUCGCAGCUCCCCUGUGGCGCUGUGGAUGGGAAGUGGUCGGACUGGACGCCGUGGAGCGAGUGUUCAGCAACGUGCGGGGGAGGAUUCCAGAACCGGUACCGAUUCUGCACCGACCCCCCUCCCUCCGGAACCGGCCGACCCUGUGAAGGUCCUGAGCGGGAGGAGCGGCCCUGUGACCCGGAGCCAUGUGAGGAAAGCGGGGAUUGGAGCGCGUGGAGCGGAUGGACGGACUGUACCAAGACCUGUGGAGAGGGGGUGAGAUCUCGCAGCCGCUUGUGUAAUGACCCCGCCCCAUUGGGGGGCGGAGACUACUGCGAAGGCCGGAGCGCAGAGGUGGAGCCCUGCCAGAUUCCGCCAUGCCCGGUGGUCAACUGUUCAUCCAUCGCAGACACCACAUACAGCAGCUGUGGCCCGGCAUGCCCAAGGUCAUGUGAUGACAUCACGCAUUGUACUGAAUCCUGCCAGCCGGGCUGUUAUUGCCCCCCGGGGAAGGUCCUGGCGGAGAACGGCACAACCUGUGUGGCUCUAGAAGAAUGCACCUGUCUGGACAUCCUAACAGGAGGGAGGCGUCUUCCUGGUGAAGCCGUCCCCCGAGGAGAUGGAUGUAAUAACUGCACCUGUGUGAAUGGAACCAUGGAGUGCACCAGUGUCACCUGUGCAGUGGCUGGAGGCUGGUGUGAUUGGUCAGACUGGACCCCGUGUUCUAGGACGUGUGGUACAGAGAUGGUGACCAGGUACCGGAGCUGUGCCUGUCCUAAACCGCUUGGUGGAGGAGAGCACUGUGGUGGGGUGCAGCAGUAUUUUGGUGAUACGGGAGUGCAGCUGGAGAGGAAGGAGUGCCCCUCACCUUCUUUUUGCCCAGUGAACGGCCAGUGGAGCCCCUGGGGUCCCUGGUCAGAGUGUGACACCUGCUCUGUGGACUCUGUGAGGACUAGACAGUGCAGUAACCCCCCUGUGAGGUUUGGGGGCGCUCCAUGUGAAGGAGAGUCCCGGCAGAGCAGAAAUUGUCACCCCAACAUCACACAGUGCUCAGAAUGUGAUGGCGGUCUGGUAGACUUUCCGUGUGGUAAGCCGUGUCCUCGCUCCUGUGAUGAUCUCCAUGGAGACGCCGUGUGCCUGGAGAGUGCGGAGUGUCAGCCCUCAUGUGGGUGUCCUGAAGGUCAGCUGAUGCAGGAUGGGGCGUGCAUGGAGUCAAGUGAAUGCCGGUGCAAGUACCAGAACCGAUCGCCAGGAGGGUCAGAGUCUGGUAACAGCUCCGCCUGGUCCGGUCCGGAGCCCUGGCAGUAUCUACCGUCUGGAGAGAGUGUGAUUCUUCAAUGUCAGAAUUGCACCUGCGUUGAUGGCCGCUUGCUCUGCACUUUCGACCCGCGUUGUGUUCUGGAUGGCGGUUGGGGUCCUUGGAGUUUGUGGUCCUCAUGUUCUUCAAGCUGUGGAGAUGGCAUCCAGACCCGUAGGAGGAAAUGUGACAGUCCAGCUCCACAAAAUGGUGGAAGAGCAUGCAUGGGGGGUGAAAAGCAGCAGAGGCACUGCCAGGGGCCCGCCUGUCCCGAACCGGAUCCUUGGAGCGAGUGGUCCCCGUGGUCUCCAUGUAGUCUUAGCUGCGGGGGAGGGGAGCAGAUCCGGGUACGAGAAUGUCGGCAUCAGGAAUGUGAA